AAUCAAAGGAUUUGUCUACGUUCAACAAAUUUUACUCAGAAUAUAGUAUUACAAGAGAAUAAAAAAAUGUCUCGUUAUUUUAAAGUAUGUCGUUUUUCGCAACAACGCUUAUCAAAACGUAUUCCAAAUUUUUAUGCACUGUGGAAAUUAGCACCAACAUGGAAAGAACUCGGAAACAAUUUAGAACACCAAAAAACAAUGCGUCUUUCAAAAGGUGAUUACAAAGUACUAAAGCAUAUUUCUAGUUUUUUGGAAUUGAUUGGGUGUUGUCCAACUACAUUAAUAUUUGUUGAAAAUGAGUUAAAUAAUUAUCAAUGUCCACAACCGCAAGGAAAUUUAAGAGAUCAAGUUUUAAAAAUGGUUAGUCAUAGCAGUUGUGGAGAUAAACGAGAUUCAAAACAAUCAACUUCUGGAGAUACGCUAACGAGUUCAAAUUUUGAUAAGGGUAUCGAAAGCAACAUAACAUUUGUAAAAUUUUAUUCACCAACAUGUCCUAAUUGCCAAGUAUUUGCACCUAUGUGGGAUGAACUAGUAUUAACAUUUAAUAAUAAUUCAAAUAUUAAAUUUGCAAAAGUUGAUUGCACACAAGAACAUAAUACAAAAUUGUGUAGUAAACAGGAGGUUCCAAAAAUCUCCAUGUACAAAAAUGGCAAAAAAAUAAUCGAUUACCGAGGCCAAAAAACAUUUGAUCAUUUACAUACAUUUGUUAAACAAUCUUUACAACUUGAUAACAUUCGUGAAGAUACCGCAAAAAGUGAAUCGUCCACAAAUUUUAUAAAGAUAAUUCAACAUGGUGUGACAAUUAUAAAAUUUUAUUCACCUGCAUGUCCACAUUGUCAAAAUUUUGCACCUGUAUGGGAUCAAUUAACAUCAACAUAUGCAACUAAAUCUAAAGUUAAAUUUUCAGAUGUUGAUUGCACAAAAGGCGAAUUAUGUGAACAACAAGGGGUCGAUGGAUUUCCAACGUUACACGUAUAUAAAAAAGGUAAAAAAAUAGAUGAAUAUACAGAAGGUUGGUCUUACGGCAAAGUCCAUUCAUUUGUUAAACAAUAUUUAGAUUAAAUAUUGAAUUUUUGUCUUUUACAUUUUAUUAAUAAA
Messenger RNA from Chrysoperla carnea, 1098 nucleotides. RefSeq names its product thioredoxin domain-containing protein 5-like. Gene Ontology annotation, cellular component: endoplasmic reticulum. NCBI's taxonomy places the organism in Eukaryota, Metazoa, Arthropoda, Insecta, Neuroptera, Chrysopidae. The transcript is spliced from 5 exons. Bases 67 to 1062 code for a protein of 331 amino acids. Gene Ontology annotation, biological process: protein folding. Gene Ontology annotation, molecular function: protein disulfide isomerase activity. The record is from RefSeq and is a predicted model, not a curated record.